GUCAAUCGCUGACCAAUCGAUCUCUUAUUACAGCCUCUCUUCUCACUGAGCAGCGCAAUCCGAUUUUCCACUGCCAAAUCGUCUCUCAAUUCGAGCGCGUGAAAAGAAAUAAAGAAGGUCGCAGCGAUCCUCGGGCACGGACAGUUCAGUCUGCCAUUGUGAAGUGGGACCAUUUCAUUUUCAUCAAAUAACACCUUCGUGGCUCCAACUGAAAUACAAAUGACCUCGCAAGCUCUUAUACAGGCUGAGGCCUUCGAAAGUCAAAAAUUCUUAACAUGGUUCAAGGAAUCUGGAGGAUGGUAUAACGAAGAAUUAGUAGACAUUGUUUCGGUUCCAGGUAUGGGGUAUGGUGCUGUAGCUGUCAAAGACAUCGAGGAAGGAACUCCUUUGUUCCAUGUACCCGACGACCUCAUUUUGUCAGCUUAUACUUCUGAUCUGAAAGAUCAUCUCGAUGCCUCUGAGUGGGAUCAGCUCAAUAAAGGAUGGGCGCAACUCAUACUAGUGAUGAUGUGGGAAACUAUCAAAGGAUCAAAAAGUCGCUGGGCAGGGUAUCUUGCAAAUAUGCCUGUGUUGUUUGAGACUCCAAUGUUCUGGACUGAACGGCAGAGAGAACAGCUAUCGGGGACGGACAUUGCAGAUCGUAUCGGGAGAGAGGACGCAGAAGCUGAAUAUACUAGCGUAUUGGCACCAUUUAUCAAAGCCCAUCCUGAUCUAUUCCCUGUAGAUUCACCCCAUAUAACUAUGGACGCCUUCCACAUUCAAGGAUCUAGGAUUCUUUCUCGUUCCUUCACUGUACCUCUCCAUCGCUUUGGACGAUCACACUCACAGUCUAGAUCGGAUGGUAAUAGUGAAAAGGAAAGUGAUGAUGAAGAUGAGGAGGAGAUGGUUGUCAUGAUUCCCUUUGCCGAUAUGCUGAAUGCUGCCUGGGGGAAGGAUAAUGCCCAUCUGUAUGUUGAUGAGGACACUAUUGAGGGCUUUGAUGAAGGAGUUGUAAUGAAGUCUACUCAAUUAGUAAAGCAAUCAGAACAAAUAUACAACACCUAUGAUUCCCCUCCUAACUCUGAACUCCUUCGCAAAUAUGGUCAUGUUGAUGUUCUGCCUUUGCCAUCAGAUAUGCUAGACUUACUCAACGAGACCGAAUUAGGUUCAUGGCCUUAUGGAAAUCCUGGAGAUGAAGUGUUGCUUCAGGGCGAUCUCAUUGUGGGGUGUGUGACCACAAAGUUGGGUGGAGCACACAUGAAGGCAACUCUGCAAGAUCGCAUUGAUUGGUGGCUUGAAGAAGGGCAAGAGGAUAUAUUUCCUCUGAACUUCUCACACGAUAUUGAUGAUGGGUUAAUCUCAUUCAUCCGUUUACUACUUCAUGACUCAGAUUGGGAUAGAGCACACAAGAAGGGCAGAAUGCCGCGUGCCAUAAUUGAUGAAACAGUGGCUGAUGUUCUGCAUGAAAUUAUUAAUCAAAGGCUGGCCCAGUAUAAGCAAAACAUAGAGCAUGAUCUCAAAGUAGUGAGAAGUUCAUAUCAUGGGGCUGAUGAUAAACCAGUGACUUCUUUGGGAAGAAAUGAGUCUGCUGCUGUUGUUAGACUAGGAGAAAAGAGGAUUCUAUACUUGGCCAGAAGGAAAAUAGCACAAGCUACAGCUGGACAAAAGUCUUCUCAGAAGCGGAAGAACAAUAGCACUUUGAUGGGCAAAGGGAAGAGAAUUCAUUGAAGUGUUAUGUAUUGAUAAAUGUGUUACUUGUAGGAUAAAGGAAAAUAUCUAUAUUGGCAAGAACUGAAUAUUAGACUGAGGCUGGGAGUUAGCUGUUUUAGUUGGAGUUCUGAUAAUGGUGUUGAAGCAAGGAAUUGAGUCAGCAACAAUUCAAUUACAUUUCAAUAGCCCGUUUCAAAUAUAAAAGUUAAGACCUGACUUAGUUAGCUAAGAUCGGUCUUAGUUUUUAACUUUUAAGGUUUGUAU
Cryptococcus deneoformans JEC21 is the source of this 1953-nucleotide messenger RNA. RefSeq names its product nucleus protein, putative. Gene Ontology annotation, biological process: peptidyl-lysine monomethylation. The record is from RefSeq and is a predicted model, not a curated record. Gene Ontology annotation, cellular component: nucleus. NCBI's taxonomy places the organism in Eukaryota, Fungi, Basidiomycota, Tremellomycetes, Tremellales, Cryptococcaceae. The transcript has 8 exons. Gene Ontology annotation, molecular function: protein-lysine N-methyltransferase activity; protein binding. Bases 220 to 1707 code for a protein of 495 amino acids.